AGCAAGGACUAACAAUGUCAUCAGCAGACUUAAAACAAGUGUCGUUUCCACCGGAUGUUUUGGCGAGAAUAGCACCCGAUGUUUCAUUAGAAAGACAUUUGUCGCUUGGAAUAAGACCGAAUUUGCGUAAUUUCACUGAAUUCAAUUCCAUUGAUAUUAAAUCUAAUAAUCAGCAAUUGCAAGAAAAUUACAACAAUAUAUUUGCUUCUUCCAUUGUUAAGAGCGGGCCAACCACAAUCAUAAAUACAUUGACAUUGGGAGUUGUUGAAAAUUAUGGUCAGGAUAAAGACAAGUACGGAACAGUUUAUCCUGUAGUUGAAAUAUUACGAGGCAGAAUGGGCGGGGCACCAACCGAUGAAGAAAUGAUUCUUGGCCAAGAUUUAUAUGAGACUAUUUAUCAUUCCAAAUUGAUUCCCAAUGAAAGCUUACAAGUUAAACCUAUUGGAUUGGGUAUUAAAGAAGAAGAUGGUGAAACUAUUUAUUACCCUGAUUUACAAGAGGCAGAUUAUAUACCACAAUCCGAACAUGAAAAGUCGUAUUCAUUUGUGAUAUUAUCUUCAAUCAAGGUCUACUCCAAGCAUACCAGUACCAAUUCAUUAUUCGACUUGUGCUACUUGUCAUGUGUUGAUGCAUUACAAAAGUUGAAAUUGCCAAGGUUGUACAUUAUGGAUUCCAUUCAAACUAAAGUGUCAGUUAAACUGAAGAAAUCAACCACGAGAGGUUUAAUUUCUACUAAUAAAGCUGAGCUUAACAUUGAUACUGCCAACAAGCAACACUACUAUUCAAUUGAGUUAAAUAUUAAAGAAGGUUCAAUUAGUAGCAACUAUGGUAUUGUUAAGAGCCCAGACAACAAUGAUGAAUCAAUUUUGUUGACCGAUUUGCAAGGACAAGAAGAAGAACUGGCCAUAUUAUCUCGAAUGUCAAUCAUUACUAAUAAAACUGGCAGCAUCAAUCGGAUUAGUUUGAUUAAUGGUGGUGAUGGUGAUAUCUCACUUGAACUAUUACGUGAUGCUAUAGAAAUAUCUAAAAGAAGAAGCAAAGAAGGGGUUAUGUAGAAUAGUUAAAUAGUUUAAACCUCGGUAUUAAUAUAUCUGCUUGUUGCUUCCUGGAGCAGUUGUAUUCUUUUGUAGGAUAUCUUUGUUCCUUGAUUCCACAAAAUUAUUUUACCCACAGUUCUCAUGCUCAGUUUGUAUCUCGCUUUUUUUUUAAUUAUUGCCACUUGGUCAAACAUCACCAAACACCACCUGAUAAAUUUUUGCAACGGGGAGUACCAAAAUAUCAAUUAGUUCUUGACUUUUGAC
Messenger RNA from Spathaspora passalidarum NRRL Y-27907, 1301 nucleotides. Its product is annotated as exosome non-catalytic core subunit. The record is from RefSeq and is a predicted model, not a curated record. Bases 15 to 1055 code for a protein of 346 amino acids. The transcript has a single exon. Gene Ontology annotation, cellular component: cytoplasmic exosome (RNase complex); nuclear exosome (RNase complex). Gene Ontology annotation, biological process: nuclear mRNA surveillance; U5 snRNA 3'-end processing; nuclear polyadenylation-dependent mRNA catabolic process. Lineage: Eukaryota; Fungi; Ascomycota; Pichiomycetes; Serinales; Debaryomycetaceae.